AUGGCCGCUCCUGCGCCCUCCGCCCCUGGUCCUCACGAGGACCAAGGGGUUAUGAGCCCAACUGGUGCUCGGCGUGCCAUUGAUUCGAGAUUGGAAGGUGAGACUGCUGGUCCGCGCUACGAUCGUUAUCCUGCUGGAAAUGCGAUGCCCAAUGGGGUACUUUCGGCUGAUGUUGUAAGGCGUGAGGAUAUGGUGCAGGCCUCACCUGGUGCAGCGAGUUUGGAAAGCGCUCCAUGGCCACCAGCAAUGACUUCAAGGACAGAAGAUGUGGGACCGCCUGGUACAUUUUCCUGUGAUUCCGGGCUUCGCCAAGAAACGUCUUCCGUGUCUGCUGGGAAUGUGGGGCCAACGAUUCCGCACUUGGUCGCGCGGGCGAGUACGGAUAAUCACCCGGGAGGCUCCCAGGGUGGGACUGCCUUGCCAGUCCCGUCCUGGAUGAGUCGUCUCGGGGAUUAUCUUCGCCAAGCUUCCGGACAGGUUGAGACGCUGACAACGACGCUCACGAGGAGUGUGGGAACAGACGAUGCUUCAUCGGCGUCCAUUCCGGUGGAGUUGGUGCAGGAGGAGGUGAGAAGACAAGUGGAAGCGGCCUUGGCAGGACAGAAGGGAAGGAUCGUGGUGUACCUCAUGGAGAUCGGGCCUACUCAGCAUCGCAAGUGCUUCAUGAGGAUCGUGGUGUACCUCAUGGAGAUCGGGCCUACUCAGCAUCGCAAGUGCUUCAUGAGGAUCGUGGUGUACCUCAUGGAGAUCGGGCCUACUCAGCAUCGCAAGUGCUUCAUGAGGAUCGUGGUGUACCUCAUGGAGAUCGGGCCUCUUUCGCAACUCAAGUGCUUCAUGAGGAUCGUGGCGUACCUCAUGGAGAUCGGGCCUCUUUCGCAACUCAAGUGCUUCAUGAGGAUCGUGGCGUACCUCAUGGAGAUCGGGCCUCUUUCGCAACUCAAGUGCUUCAUGAAGAUCGUGGCGUACCUCAUGGAGAUCGGGCCUCUUUCGCAACACAUGCACUUCGUGAGGAUCGUGGUGUACCUCAUGGAGAUCGGGCCUCCUCAGCAUCUCAUGCACUUCGUGAGGAUCGUGGUGUACCUCAUGGAGAUCGGGCCUACCCAGCAUCUCAUGCACUUCGUGAGGAUCGUGGUGUACCUCAUGGAGAUCGGGCCUCUUUCGCUCAUGCACCUCGUGAGGAUCGUGGUGUACCUCAUGGAGAUCGGGCCUACCCAGCAUCUCAUGCACUUCCUGAGGAUCGUGGUGUACCUCAUGGUCGUCAACCAGUUCCGUCGAUGUCUCGGGCCCAUGAUGGUCCUCGUGCACAGAGGGGCGAAGCUGGUGCCAGGUCAAGAAGUGCAGAAGGACAUGGCGAGCUUGGGAACAGGCCAAGGAAUGUGUAUGCUCGUGGUUAUGGUGCCAAGCGAUCUGCCUCAGCGAGUCCGUCGCCAAGUGGUGGUAGAGGAGUUGUGGGUGAGAGGAAGCGAGCAACAACCAGGCGAUGUGGCGCCUGCAGCUCCGUCAAGCCCUUCUCCGAUGGACAUUGUGCUUACAGGUAUCGGGCAGCUGCAACAGAUGUUGCUGAAGAAGGGAGACGGGUUGGAUGUGGAUAAGGCGUCGCCGAAUUUUCCGAUGUUGCCUGACUACACUCCGGAAUCUGGUGCCAUAGACUUCCAGGACUGGCUGUAUCUUGUGGAGCAACAAGUGUCUGCUAUGGCGGCAAGCGCUGGCGAGUGGUGGAAACAAGUCAUGGGUUCGGCCUUGGAAGCAUACCAGGAGUAUCAGGCGCUUUCGCCGAUCAAGCGGCUUGGGGUGAAGGCAAGGCUAUCAGAGGAGCUUCAGGACGGCAAGUACCAGAAGCUUGCGAAAAAGGUGGCAGCCUUGCUUCUAGUAGCGCUUCCGACAGGUGUCCGAGAUGAGCUAGUGGCCUAUCGUGUGCAGGGGACUCAUCAGAUACUGUUCAGGCUGAUGGCUGUGUACCAGCCUGGGGGCGCUCAGGACCGGGCACAACUUCUGAAACAGUUGGAGGUGAGUGAAUCUCCAGGAACAGCGACGGAUGCAGUGGUUGCGUUACGGAGAUGGUAUCGCCUGUACCAGCGAGCUUUGGAUCUUGGUGUUUCCUUGCCAGAUGAGUCCGUCCAGGUGAAGUCUUUGGGGGUCUUAACGAAGAAGGUGGCGGAGACAAAUCAAGACUUUCGCUUUAAGGUGUCCUUGGCGAAGGCGGAGCUUCAGAUUGACACCAGACCCACCUCGGAGAAUGUGUUGAAGUACUUCCAACAUCUCCUUGCAGAAUGUGAGCAGCUUGGGGCUACUGGGAGAAAGGCUACACCGUCACAGGCAUCGGAGGCUCCCGGACCCAAACUGAAGGGCAUGCAGCAACAGCCCUCAGAUGCCGGAAAUACCACUCAGAGGCCAAAGGCCAAGGCAUUCGUGGGAGGGUCUUCAGCGAGCCGAACGGUGCCUCCUUUGUGGUUCGACGAAGCACAGGGCAAGGGAUUGUCCUACGAAGAAGGUCCGUCGGUGCCGGCUGGAGAUGCUACUCGUGAGCAGCCUUCAAGCCUUACUCCUUCAACCUCAAACAAGAUCGACACGGAGCAGGUGGCGGCGAUGUUGUCCGAAACAAACAAGAUGCUGAAGGAUUUGCGGCGACUGCGAAUGCUGGUGGUGCUUCCGGAGAGGGUUGGCAAUGAAGACUUCCGUGUGAAAAUGGAUGUGUAUGAACGGUUGCUGCAGACUGAGCCAGAGGCGGUUGAGAAGGAUUCCGAGGAGAAGAUGGCCCUGUUGGAUUCGGGAGCGAGCCAUGCCUUUCGGGUUGCUGUUGACGAUCGUGAGGUGGAACAAGGAAAGUUGGUGAAGGUUGCCUUGGCCAAUGAUGAUCACGUUGUCCUUUCGCAGAACGCUGGUGGAACCCUGUUGUCUUCGCCUUCUACGAACCCUUCGGGUGGUGGAACGAUACUACCUAUGGGACAGUUGGUGCAGUUGCUUGGAUGCACGGUACGAUGGUCUCCGACAAGGCUUGAAGUUCGACACCCGAUCCAUGGCAAGUUGCGAGUGAAAGUCAACCAUUUCUGCCCAGAGCUGACCGAGGUGAGCGCGCUACAGCUCAUCAAGGAAUUGGAGGAAAAACGGGUUGGCGAGUUCACGAAGACCUUGGAGGAUAUGGAGAGGCAGCUCAAGGAGAUUGAGCUCUCGGGCUGUGGAGAUCGCGGUUGGGAACAGCACCUCAUGGAUCUGGUGGAAACUGGGGCUCGAACGAGUUUCUGUGGCUUCAUCCAGAAGGUGCCCUAUUUGCAGGGGGUGACCCCGGAGGCUUUCGCGACCAUCCCUGAGGAGUUCCCGGUGACGAACAAAGAGGGCUGGAGGCUCUUGAAGGGCAUGCCGUGGAGUAGAAGGAAACGAAGGAGUAUGUUCCUUAGCAACAACUGGCUGGUGCAUCUCUUCUCGGGAGACAAAAGGAAGAAGGGACUGGCUUCUUCAAGCGAAUGGAAGGCCAGUCUGCAUCGUGAUGAUGUUCUGGUGGAGGUGGACCUGAACCUUAGCAGUCACUUCGACAUGUUAAAGAAGGAUGGCAUCUUCAAGCUGCUUUUGUGGGGAGCUGCUCGGGGCAAAAUUGAGGCUCUAUUUGGGGGACCGCCUCGAAGAACCUUUCCCUUUACAGGAAAUGAGACGAUGCUGUCCUCGCAACAUGUUCGGGAAGUUCAGCUGGUUGCCAGGGCGAUGAUCCUUUGGUCAGUAGCUUCUGAGGGUAGGAGGAUCCUUUGGAGAGAGGGAUCUUUAGAAACCCCGGGUCCUGGAGUUGGUUGGUUGCUGGAACAUCCGAGAGUUGAAUCGGGGAAGGUUCCUGGACUAGAGCAAGGCGACAACAAAGAGAGUGACCUUGAGGAGCAAGAGAGGCUGGCUAAGGAAUGGUUCGACCUGGGCAAGUUUUCGCAUCGUGAGUGCCGCAUGUUGUUGGAAGAGAUGAACUUCAAGAAGAACUUGCGAGCCUCAUCCCGAGGCGAACAAGAAGGAUCUGUGGUGCUUGGCGCAUAUGCUCAUGGCGGCAAUCGGGGGGUUACUACAGAGGCACUCCAGAGACCGUGGUUGACGAAGUACCUGAACAUGUUUAUGCGGUGGAAUGUGGAAACGCAGCUGCAUGAGGAUUGCUCUUGGUCGGCUUUGUUGGUCAUGGAGACGAAUGAAGUGCCUCGACAUCGAGAUGUCCGGAACGCUCGUGAUAGUAACAACUACUUGAUUGGGUUGGGCGAUGAUGAUCCUGGCCGCGAGGUUUCCUCCGGUCUGUGGCUUGAAGGGGACCUGGAUGGACAGAAUGGGUUGGGCGAUGAUGAUCCUGGCCGCGAGGUUUCCUCCGGUCUGUGGCUUGAAGGGGACCUGGAUGGACAGAAAUUUGGUGGUGGAGGGAGAUGUGUCGAAAGGUCCUGUCCAUUCUCUGGCUUUGAACAAUUAAAGGGCUGUUUGGUUGAGAUCUCUGGAAGGAUGACGAGGUUCAAUCCAAAACAACACCAUGCGUAUGUGGGGAAGGAUCAAACUCAGAAGGAGCUUCUCGUGGCGGCCUACACACCUCUCGGCCUCGACAAGUUGCCGGAUGAAAAGGUCGGGAAACUUCGAUGCUUGGGUUUUCCGAUACGCUCAACCUUGGAAUGGGAUGAGGGCCCAGCGCUACAUGGAAGGGACCAGGUUCGUGAGGCUCAGGAGGAGCUGGAAAGUGAGGAUGAGGAGGAGGCCAAUGGACGGGUGCCAUGCUACGACCUGUUUGGAACGACCAUGUGGAAAACCUUCGCGAGGAUGUACACCAUGGAUGAGGUCAAGUGUGAUUUGGAAAACUUGGGACCUACGACUUUGGGUACGAACCUCAAUCUCUGGUCUUUGGAGGGUGAGGAUGGUCAUGGUCUGAAGGCCGGUACAAGAACAAGUCGAUGGCCAACGGGGAUGAUAAGUUCUGUCUGUGAUGCUCUAUGUGCUUGGCCCGGUUUUGCUACGCGAGAACAUGCUUUGACCAGUAUGGUUCGAAGGCUGGGAAGGCGAGAUGGUGAAGAAGGUGAAGGGAAGCUCGCUAAAUUCAGCUUGGAGGAAUGGCGCAUUCACCUGAGACGGGACCAUUUGCCAUACAGGAAGGAUUGCCGGGAGUGCAUCCAAAGGGCGACGGGCAAGCCACAUAGGAGAGUCGCUCAUCCUUCAGCGUAUGUCCUGAGCAUUGACACUGCUGGUCCGUUUAGGGCGACGGGCACUGAUGGAGCGCGCUACCUGCUAGUCGGGUGUUUCCGCUUUCCUAAGAUCCCAGAAACAGGGGACCCUGAGCAGUCUGGUGUGCAGCCUGGGGACGUGGACAAACCGGAUGACGAGGGUGAUUGGUUGCCUGGGAUGGAGGGCGAGGAUGUCGUAUCAGAGGUUCCUGCUACUGAAGGUGCGCCUGUAGGGGUCUCGGAGGAGCUUGGCCCUGAUCCUGCUGCUAUUCGUGAGGAAGAUGAUCCGAAACAGGAGGAGAUCAAGGCCCUGGAGCGUAUGUCUGAGCCCUUCGAGUUCGAGUCUGCCUAUCUUUGUCGACCCUUGAAGACCAGGAAGAAGGCGGAAACACUCAAGGCCUUGCAGGAGAUGUACCUGUCUCUAAGACAACGGGGCCUGCCAGUCUUACGAGUACAUUGCGACCGAGCAAGGGAGUUCAUGAACGAGGGUAUGGACAUGUGGGCAGCGGCGAGGGACAUCAUAGUCACGAAGACUCAAGGCGAUGAUCCGUCACAAAAUGGGGCGGCGGAGCGGGCUGUUGGUUUCAUCAAGGGCCGGGUGCGAACUUUGCUUGGACAGGCCAAAGCCUACAGCAAGCUUGGAGAUGCCGUAGUGAGAUCGUGGUGGUCAAGGGCGGCAUCAACGAUUUGCCAACAACACGCUGCUCAGGCCUUUGGAAGGGGCAAUCCUAGCGUCGCUCCUUUCGGAUCACAGGUGUUCAUCAAGAGGAAGAGGUAUGGCCAAGGGGGCACUGACUUCGAGGACAAGUGGAUCCAGGGGUCUUAUUUGGGGCCUGUUGAGACAGUCUCCCAUGGUCAUGUUGUUCGCACCGUGCAGGGCAAUGUUUGGUACACAACAAAUGUCCGUCGCCUACCCGAACUACCUCCGUACGAAGAUGAAGGUGAUGACUGGCAUCCUGAACGACGCGUGGUUGGAAAAACACCGCCUGUGGUGCGAGUCUUUAGGGCCGACGAGGGUGGCGAGGAUGGCAACGUCUUUUGCAUGAGCAGAUUGGUGGAACCAGUGUCGACAACUACUGACGCUGUUCCGGAUAAUGAAACCACUGAAGGUUGGAUGGAGUCCGCUGGAGGUGAAGACGCUGGUGACGAUAUGGAUGAGUCCCAGUGGUUGGUGGAGGACCAAGAGGGUGAGAUGGAUGGCCGCUAUUGGUCUCGCUGUGUGUUAGAUGAGGAACACAACUUACGACGAUGUGUGCCGGAGGACUAUCAAGAACUGUUUGAGGGUGUGAACCAGGCGACGUUGGAAGCUGAAAGGGCUUUGGAGCAAAGGGAGUCGCAGAAGGUUUACAAGGCCUACUCGGUUGGGGAUUGGUUCCGGCUAUGUUGCUUUGUGGAGGAUGAUGACGGGAAACAUGGUGUCGAGCCUGUCUUGGAGAACCUUGAAGGUCCUCUUCAGGUCGUAUACACUGUACAGCUUGACGAGGUGAAGCAAUUCCUUCCGCGGUGGAAGGAGGCCAUUGGAAAGGAGAUGAAGGCUCUGCUGGAUGCGGGAGCCUUGGUUCCCCUCACGGAGGAGGCUCGUCUUGUCAUAUGUGGCAACUUCGAGGGAAGGAGUCAGAAGGAAGACAGCUAUGCAGGGGGAUGUCAAGGGGAGUCCUUGAGGGCGAUGAUUGUUCAUGCCGCACACAAACGAGGUGGAUCACGUCCUUGGAAGGCAGCAGGAACAGACAUCAGGAAUGCCUUCAUCUUGGCCCCGAUGGACGAUGGCGAGGGGGUGCAUUGCCUUUACCCUCCCAAGGUGUUCCAGGCGGCGGAAAUACCGUUUGCGAAGUGCUUAUUUCGGGUGGACCGAGCUCUUUAUGGCUUUAGGCGCUCUCCGAAGCUGUGGAGUACCUUCCGGGACAACAGACUGAGGCGAGCUCGAUUCAAGGUGGGAGAGCUGGAUGCCUUCCUCAGACAGCACAGGGCGGAUGAGAAUGUUUGGAGUGUGGUGGUCAUGACGCCUGGCCCAGAUGGAACGAUGCAGGAAGAAGUUCGGGCAUUCGUCAACGUUUAUGUUGACGACAUCUUGUAUCUGGGUGAGGAGGAGGUCGUUGCGGCUACUCAUGGGUGGAUCACACAAGAAUGGAAGGCCUCGGAUUUGACAUGGGCAUCCAUGGAACAGCCAGUUCGUUUCCUGGGGCUAGAGAUCUACGAGACGCUCAACGGCUUCAAGAUCGGGCAGACUGGCUACAUAUCUGAGGUACUUCGACACUAUGAUGUUCAGGGGCAUGGUCACGGGACGCCAUGUCCUCAGUCAUGGCUGCUGGGGGAGGUGAACUUUGAUGAGAAGCAGUACGACGAGCAGACCUUGAGGCGUGCUCAGAAAAUCACUGGCGAACUUCUCUGGCUUUCAACAAAGGGCCGGCCAGACUUGAUACACACAGUUGCCACCAUGAGCAGUCUGUGCGUGAGGGACCCUGAGACUGUGGAGCGCAUCGGCAUGAGAACCUUGGGCUACUUGAAGGCGACGGCCGAUUGGUUCUUGUUCUGCGAGCCGACAACCCACAACCAUGAUGUGGAGGGUUACAGUGAUGCCAGCUUCGCCCCCCAAGGGGGGCGGAGCAUCGGUUGCUCGCUGGCUUGCUAUCUGGGGUGCCCCAUAUCUUGGCGAUGUGGGAGACAACCACUGGUUUCUCUGUCUGUUGCCGAGGCAGAGCUCAUAGAGGCUGUCAAUGCCAUCCAGAUGGUCUAUGGACUCUCAUCUUUUACCUCCGAAAUCAGGCAGCUGGAACUUGGAAAACUCGUCACCUACGAGUUCGUGCCUUUCAUCUUCGUGAGGUACAAAGGCCUUCUCGAAGCCAAGACUCCUGGAGCUUUGCCGUAUGUGGGGAUUGGGAACAACUUCGCCAAGAGAGAUGUUGGAGGGAUACAAAUCAGUGUUGCUUGGGAGUUUUAUGCGCUGGUUUUUGUCAGCUUGGUGGCUGCGAUUGGUGCAUGGGAGGCGAUCAAGUGGCUGUUCGAGUGCUACGCUCUGAAGAGUCUCGGAGGCACAGCCCUGCAUCCGCUCCAGAAGGGCGCGGUCCGGUUCCCUCGCUGGAUAGGUCGGCCUCUUCUUGGGAAGAACCGCCACCUCCUGUACGUCAGACGCGGCGAAG
Molecule: messenger RNA, 8299 nt
Organism: Symbiodinium natans
Lineage: Eukaryota; Dinophyceae; Suessiales; Symbiodiniaceae
Source: the annotation of a GenBank genome assembly